Molecule: messenger RNA, 1443 nt
Organism: Closterium sp. NIES-65
Lineage: Eukaryota; Viridiplantae; Streptophyta; Zygnematophyceae; Desmidiales; Closteriaceae
Source: the annotation of a GenBank genome assembly
AUGAGCGCAGCAACUGCAGGCUUAUUCGCCCCCUCUGCCACCACCGGCACAACCACCCGCACCACGACUCCUGCUGCUGCUGCUGCAACCACACGGCCAGCAGGACCCGCAACAGCAACAACAGCAGCAGCGGCAAGCACCGCCGUGCCUGAGCUUCCGUCCCUGCCAUCCCUCCCGUCCGGUCGCCCCAUGCUUCGACCCCAGCAGCAGCAGCAGCAGCUCCAGCGCCAGGAGCUACCUACCACCACCACCACUCUCCCCUCCUCCCAACCUCUCUCCCAACCCGUCGCGCAGCCGCUCGCGCAGCCUCGCUCCACCUCCCAGCCGCAGACCCUGGCACAGACACAAACCCAGGCGCGUGUGCUGCCGCGGUACCCGGUGCUGCUGUCCCACGCCAUGUUUAUGUCCAGCGAUCUCUGGUUCGCCUUCUCCAACCAGAGCGCCUCCGACCCGCUCAUUCACAAGCGCGUGCCCGUGGGGCUGUGCAACCGCGGGUUUGACGUGUUCCUGCUCAACCACCGCUCCACUGAGUUCUCCCCGGGUCAUGUCGCCUACAACACCCGCCAGUGGCAAUACUGGGACUGGGACUUCGACCAGCUCGCCACAAUUGACAUUCCAUCAGCGAUCGAGCUCGUGCUGGGAGUGACAGGCGCGCCCAAGGUGCAUCUGCUGGGAUUCAACGAGGGGGGCAUGCUGCCCUUCGCCCUGGGCAGCACGUCCCCGCGCUACCUCGAGCGUGUCACUGCCUCCGUGGCGUCUGUCGCGCCAACGGUUUUCUUUCAGAAUGUCAAGUCACCUGUGCUUCGCCAGUGGGCACUCGGCCCCUCGCCUGACGCUGCCGUCUACCAAGCUCAUCUCCUGUACGGCGCCUACAAUGUCUCUGCCACGGAGAUCCUAUCGGGCAUACUGGAGGCGGUGGGGUACAACAUGCUCACCUACUUUGUCACCACGGGCGACCCCCAGGACCUGCUCACCAACAUCACAGGCAACCCAUGCUGCACGGAUCCUAUGGAGCCUCCUGCAGCCCCCACACCCGGGUGGAUUGCCACUUCGUAUCGCAACCUCAUUCACUACCAGCAGCUGAUCCGCAACGGUCUCUUCCAGCAGUGGGAUGCACUCAGUGCGCAAGCCAACAUGGACCGCUACAGCGCUGUCUCCCCUCCCAUGUACUACCUAUCUAACAUGCCUGCGGGGGUACCCAUUCUCAUUAUGACUGGAGGUAACGACUGGUUUGCAGACCCACCCAACAUCCAGAAGCUACUAUCGCAGCUCACACCUGCAAGCACCACCAGCGCAAGUUCUACCGGUGCUGCUGGUCCUACCGUGACUCAUUUGGAGCUGCCUCGUUACUCUCACCUUGACUUGCUGCUGAGCGACACUGCAGUGCAGGAUGUCCAUGUUCCGCUAAUUGAGUACCUCGAGACAGGCUACUUGGGCGGAUAA